This is a messenger RNA of Porites lobata, 736 nucleotides long. Lineage: Eukaryota; Metazoa; Cnidaria; Anthozoa; Scleractinia; Poritidae. The record is from the annotation of a GenBank genome assembly.
AUGGCGGAUCGUGGAGACGAUCUUUUUUUGUUUGGCGAUGAUUUUGAGGCGAUUUUAGACAUCCUUGAUGAAGAUGAGGUGCUACAGGAACAAUUUUCAACUGCUGCCAGUGAAGUAAGUGCAAAAUAUGUAAAAAUUUACACGUGUUUGGUCUAUUCGAAGGAUUUACGGAGCCACACGCGACUGUACUGUCACGCGAGCAAACAACAGUAAACAAAGAAUUUCCCGACGUUUUCAGAUGAUAAUUCCCAAGCUAUAUUCUAGAAAAUUUAUAAAACUAUAUUUAGUUUAUUUGGCAGAAGUGCCUUAGAUGCUAAAAAUUGCCUGGCGUUUGCUUUGUUGAGAAGCGUUUACAGAGAAUGCGAUUGCAACCUGACAACAAACUCGACACGACACAAAUGCCUUCGAAAGACGGCAAGAAUCUUAACAUUUGAUCAUAUUUAGUGGAGGCAGACUGUAAUAUGAUAGAACAAUUUUUUUUUCGUAGGUCCAAUCAAGCGAGAUCGUGUGCAGCGACUGUGGGAAAAAGUAUAAAACAAGAGGAGGAUAUCAAAGGCACCGAGCUGCAAAACACAGUCCAAAUCCGAACGAGCAUCGUUUGACUUUGACUUUGACUCCAAGCAUUCUAGCUGAGAUUGUACGCAAUGCUUUAAAGAACAUUUAUCAAAGAGAAGUGUUUGCAGGAGAACUAAGGGAGGAGUUAAAACAGUAUGAGUAUGCAGUGCUUGAAGGUUAA